AUGGGCAAGCUCAAGGUUAUCAUCGUCGGGUGUGGUCUUUCGGGGGCCCUGCUUGGGAACGGACUGGCGCGACACGACGUAGACUUUGAAAUUUACGACCGGCUCGAGGAAACACAAACCGCGAUGGCUACCAAAUCCGCCUUGGAGAGAACGCAUUGGUUGAUCCAACAGAUUGUCCGUUUGUUCGGAGCCGCAUCAGACGCAUCAGAAGCCCCUGUCAUUGUCGACAAGAACUUCAAGCAACUGCUUGACCUCAGCUCGUUCCCCAACUACUCUCGGUCCGCGCCCAUCAACCGUGUGCUCUUGCGAGACUUUCUGUGUGACCAGAUCAAGGGGACUGGUCGGCUGCACUAUGGCAAACAGUUUACAGGCUUUGAGAUCAUGAAUCCAGGCAAGGCGGAGGAGCAAGUCCGAGUAUCCUUCAAGGAUGGAACCACGGUCGACUGUGAUCUCCUGAUAGCUGCGGAUGGAAAUCAGUCUCUGGCCAACAAGCAGCUUGGCUUGAACAAUAUCGUCACCUUGAAGACGCAUGCCUGCUUUUUGACCAAGAAUGAAAUGCCAUUCUCAGCCUAUCGAAGCCUGCCCAAGGAACUGCUCGGGUCGCCGAUUCUGAUGUCGGCUGAUGGCAACACCCUCUACUGGUGUGUCUAUCUGCCAAAGAAAUUUCACGACGAUGUCUCUGGCCAAGACGGAAAUAACGCUGCCAGUGAGGCUCUGUACGACGAAGAGAAAGCUUCCUGCAUGUUGGGAGUGGCGGUGCCAAUGGAGAAGCUCAAGGGAAGGGCGAUCCGAUCGCUUGACGACAAAGAGAAAUAUGACCUGAUCUCUUCUGGUUUCGAAGGAUGGUCGCCGAUCUUUCACAAAGCUCUUGAACUCUGUCAGAAUCAGAGCAUUCACGGAUACGAGGCUCGCUGUGGUUUGGACGUGCCGCUGAACUGGCGAGAGAAGAGCGCCACCAAAGAAGACAUAAAGAAGGGUCACCCACGCGUAUGGCUCAUGGGCGACUCCAUCCACCCCAUGCUGCCCAAUCGGGGCAUGGGUGGAAACACCGCGAUGCGUGAUACAGCUGAAGUGCUGCCUCGCAUCCUCAAACUCAAAGAGGCGGCCGCCGGACCCGAUCCGCUCUCAAUUAUCGAAAUCAAGAAGCAGUGCCAGGAGUACGAGCAGGACAUGAUUCCUCGGGCGUUUGAAUGGGUGCAAAAGAGCGGACGAAACCUCGAGGUACGCAAGGCCUACCUACCUACCUACCCAUGACUUUGCCUGCCUAUAUAUCCCGUUGCGUGAAUGUACUGACUUUUUUUCGUUCCGCGACAAAGCCUUUCAAUACGUCCAACAGGCUCACCAAGCUGGCCCUGUCGAUGGCUUCAUUCGUCGCCGUUCCGG
Messenger RNA from Emericellopsis atlantica, 1383 nucleotides. RefSeq lists its product as uncharacterized. NCBI's taxonomy places the organism in Eukaryota, Fungi, Ascomycota, Sordariomycetes, Hypocreales, Bionectriaceae. The transcript is spliced from 6 exons. Gene Ontology annotation, molecular function: FAD binding. The coding region runs from base 1 to 1254 and encodes 417 amino acids. The record is from RefSeq and is a predicted model, not a curated record.